Sebastes umbrosus (honeycomb rockfish) is the source of this 3176-nucleotide messenger RNA. RefSeq names its product cyclin-dependent kinase-like 5. Gene Ontology annotation, cellular component: nucleus; cytoplasm. Gene Ontology annotation, biological process: intracellular signal transduction; protein phosphorylation. Bases 165 to 3155 code for a protein of 996 amino acids. Gene Ontology annotation, molecular function: MAP kinase activity; ATP binding. NCBI's taxonomy places the organism in Eukaryota, Metazoa, Chordata, Actinopteri, Perciformes, Sebastidae. The record is from RefSeq and is a predicted model, not a curated record. The transcript is spliced from 11 exons.
CAACGUGUUGGGUGACACACACACAGGGUCGAGUUACUGCACACACACACGCACACACACGUACACUAACAAAACGUUACUCCAGUGUUUACGUUGAAGUUCACUGCUGCGAUUUAACCGAUAAAGGAAUCCACCUGCAAGUGUUGUCGUCCCUCCAGUGUUUGAUGGAGCGUUACGAGUCUCUGGGUCUGGUCGGAGAGGGCAGUUACGGCACCGUGCUGAAGUGCCGUCACCGAGACUCCGGCCGCCUCGUCGCCAUCAAGAAGUUCGUGGACUCGGACGACGACAAGACGGUGAAGAAGAUCGCCCUGAGGGAGAUCAAGCUGCUGAGGCAACUGCGUCAUGACAACCUGGUGAACCUUCUAGAAGUGUGGAAGCGCCGCCGCCGCUGGUAUCUGGUGUUCGAGUUCGUUGAGCGAACCCUUCUGGAUGACUUGGAGCAAAACCCGAGCGGACUAGACCUGGACACUGGCCGGCAGUACCUGUACCAGAUCCUGAGGGCUGCAGCCUUCUGCCACCAGCAAAAUAUCAUCCACCGUGACAUCAAACCGGAGAACAUACUCAUCUCUCAGGGGGGCGUGGUUAAGAUGUGCGACUUUGGCUUUGCCCGGACCAUGACGUCGCCUGCUGAGGCGGGCAUCUAUACCGACUAUGUGGCCACUCGCUGGUACAGAGCACCUGAACUGCUGGUGGGAGACACCAAGUAUGGAAAACCGGUAGACGUGUGGGCUGUUGGUUGUCUGUUAUUAGAGAUGUUAACAGGUCAGCCUCUGUUUCCCGGAGACUCCGACCUCGACCAGAUUUACCACAUCGUCAGGUGCUUCGGUAACCUGACAGCUCAACACCAGGAGUUGUUCUACAGGAAUCCCGUCUUCUCCGGAGUCAGACUGCAUGACUAUUCUGGCAGAGUCCGACUGGAGCAGCGCUUCCCGACAAUCACACCCACCGCCCUUGACUUGGCUCAGAGUUGUCUCCAGAUGGAUCCAGAAAGACGACCUCAGUGUUCAGAUCUGCAAGAACAUCCUCUGUUCACACAAGACUCUUUCCACAUCAGAUUUUUGGACGAGCUGAACGCUAAGAUCCAAAAAGACCACAGAGAAAACUCCACCCUUCCCAAAAUAACCAAAACUCCAAGAAGAGAAAGGAACGACGGUGAUGACAAGAACCGGAGAAGCAAAGACAAGAAACAACCUGAAGAUGUGGAUGAGAAAGUCAACAAGGAGACAAAAGGAAAGCAACUGUCGAAGCUUUCUAAAACUAUUCGUAACACCUCAGAACCUUCGAUGUCCACCUCCACCUCCACCUCCACCUCCAACUCCACCAAACAAUCCAAAACAUUAGGCGCCAAGAUUAUCGAUAAUGCGGCAAAAACGACUGUGGCCAUGAAAGGUAAACCAGGAAAAGCCACUGGUGUCGACUUGAGAAAGGAACCUGACAUCCACUUAACACAGAAAACUGGGAAAAUGUCCACUACAGAAUACCUUGAUGGUGCUUCAACAACUUCUAAAAUAUCAAAUAGCGAUCAAGUGUUGACACUUCAAGCAUCUCAACCGUCAAGCGAUGACCGCAUUGAGGUCGCUACCCCUUCUGUCACCAAGCCAUGCAAGACAACUAAGACCUCAGAGUAUUGUUCAAACAUGGACACAGAGCAAAGAUGGACCUUUGAAUGUCCAAAAGUCCUACCCUCAAACCCCAAACCCUCAAAGACUACCUCAAACUUUGGCCCCAAGAUGACCAAAAACACAUCUUUGUCCACCAGCCCAUCCAAGACUCUUACCUCAGAUCUUUCAAGGCAGUCCUCUGCCCACAGCACUACAACACUACCUAAAGAAACCUCAAAUUUGUCUUCAGAUACUAAAGCCACAAAUGACACCACACGUGUACCCGACAAACCUUCGAGAGGCCUUCCAACAAACGGAGAACUUACAGAAGUAUCAAACGCAACCAGAACUCAGCAGGAUAGUCGUUCAAACAAAGACUUCAAGGAGGAUCACGGAUGCUUGAUGAUGAGCCCGGUGACCAAAACAGCUGCAAACCACGUUGAGAUAUCUGAUGCUUCAGGUGGAGAUUACAAGGAGUGUGCUGAAUCCUCUGAUCCCUGCAGUGUCCAUCUGCAGAGCACUUCUAAGUCCAAGACCACCACCUCCAUGCCGAAUGAAAUCUCUAAAACCAGCACGUCAGUAGGGACUGCUAUUCUGAAAACAUUGAAAGUCUCAGAUAAAGAGAACAGGGAGGAUUUAGCACUUUCUUUGUCCAUCAAUGCAACACCCAGAUCUUUACUAAAUCAGACCUUACAGGUUUCUGGCAACUCUUACAAUGAGCAAAAGAGCAACAGCAAUGAAGCUGAACCGAACAAGAAAUCCUUGAAACCCCCUCACUUCAAACCUUUGAUCGGAGAACCUAAAACAAAACUUGGGUCUUUUAGCAACUACGCCGCAACAAUGACCCUAAAGAGAACUGCAUUUCCUUCAGAGGCAAGAAAAAAAAGAGACAACCCAGAAAAAGACGACACAACAAUCGCAGAUUCGACUUCGUUCACCUCUACAGCGACUCCAGACCGCAAAGCUUCGACAAGAAGCUCAGUCUUUCACAACGUGGACACCACAGAUUUCAGUGUAACCCAUUCGUCUUCACCACCUCCUCCUCCACCUCCUCCCUCCUCCACUCCUCUCCUCCUCACUCCAUCCUCCACACCCCUCAUCCCCUCUUUCUCCGUCGUCAGCCCAGCCACCAGCGAUCACCUUUCCAUGGGGGCAGGUUUCCAUCCUGGGACACACGGCCUUAGGUGUGUAGACAAGCCGAGGCACCACGGUGGCGUUUAUAGUCAAAUGUCCAGCCACAUUACAGGAUCACACACUGCACAGGUGUCCGAGAAGAAUCUGAUCUGCGAGCGUCCCUUCCUGUCCGAUCGCUGUAACCUUGGUAACAGCGGUGGCGUUAUAGCAACCAAAAAGAAGUCAGACAUCCAUUUCCCAGAUCUGAGAAGCUCAGCGCUGCCAGAGCUCAGAGGAAGAGAAGGCAAACACAACAAAGGCACUUCCAAGGAUCAGAGGAAAGACAAACAACCACUUCCUCCAUCAGAACCACAUCAGCACGGACACAACAGUACUGAUACACCUGAUAACACCAUAACAACAUGCAUCCCUUUACUUUAAUGUGAUGGCAGCUAAACAUAU